Messenger RNA from Camelina sativa (false flax), 984 nucleotides. Lineage: Eukaryota; Viridiplantae; Streptophyta; Magnoliopsida; Brassicales; Brassicaceae. The record is from RefSeq and is a predicted model, not a curated record.
CACAAACAUAACAAACUACAAAUUAACCAUGAAGUUUCAUUGGUUCGCCUUAGCUUUCUUAUUAGCUGUGGCGACAUGUAAAGGCCAGGAAGAUUAUACUUGCGAAGAGAACGAGCCAUUCCAUUGUAACCAAACUAGUCGUUUCAAUGGUAAAAGUUUCGGCGAAGAUUUCAUCUUCGGUGUAGCCUCCUCUGCUUACCAAAUCGAAGGUGGUAGAGGUCGUGGACUUAACAUUUGGGAUGGAUUCACUCACCGAUACCCAGAGAAAGGAGGAGCCGAUUUGAAGAAUGGAGACACUACUUGUGACGCAUAUACAUAUUGGCAGAAAGAUUUAGACGUGAUGGACCAACUCAAUGCUACUGGCUACAGAUUCUCCUUCGCGUGGUCAAGAAUCCUUCCACAAGGAAAGAGGAGUAGAGGAGUGAACCAAGAUGGUAUUGACUACUACAACAGUCUUAUAGACGGCCUCAUAGCAAGGAAUAUAACGCCGUUCGUUACCCUCUUUCACUGGGACCUUCCUCAAACACUACAAGAUGAGUAUGAAGGUUUCUUGAACAGACCGAUCAUAGAUGAUUUCAAAUAUUACGCGGAUCUAUAUUUCGAAAAAUUUGGUGAUAGGGUAAAGCACUGGAUAACAAUCAACCAGCUUUACACAGUACCUACGCGAGGAUAUGCAUUGGGAACAGAUGCACCUGGUCGAUGUUCUCGUACGCAUGAUAUAACAUGUUACGGCGGAAACUCGUCAACUGAACCCUAUAUCGUUGCACAUAACCAGCUUCUUGCUCAUGCCACGGUCGUGGAUCUUUACAGGACAAAAUAUAAGGACCAAGGAGGGAUGAUUGGACCUGUGAUGAUAACUAGAGGGUUUCUUCCGUUUGAUGACACUCCAGAGAGCAAAGAGGCAACUUAUCGGUCUAAAGAAUUUUUCCAUGGAUGGUAUGUACACAUAAAAGAUGAUUAAUAUCCAUAAUUACUUUUUCUUAC